Anolis sagrei ordinatus is the source of this 624-nucleotide messenger RNA. RefSeq names its product potassium voltage-gated channel subfamily E regulatory subunit 2 (gene KCNE2). The record is from RefSeq and is a predicted model, not a curated record. Gene Ontology annotation, biological process: ventricular cardiac muscle cell action potential; potassium ion export across plasma membrane; regulation of heart rate by cardiac conduction. Lineage: Eukaryota; Metazoa; Chordata; Lepidosauria; Squamata; Anolidae. Gene Ontology annotation, molecular function: transmembrane transporter binding; potassium channel regulator activity; delayed rectifier potassium channel activity. Gene Ontology annotation, cellular component: membrane.
AUGGUGGUACAGACCUUAGUCACAUCCAGAUUCGAUUACUGUAAGACGCUCUACACGGGGCUGCCCCGGAAGAGCGUUCGGAAACUUCAACUGGACUGGCUAGAGUACAAUCCUGUUUUCCCACAUGUAGCUUUAUUGCAUUGUUUGCUACAGACACAAUUUCUCCAGCCCUCCUUUACCAUACUCCCAAUGCUUAAGCUGCUUAAAAUCUUUCAGUUAAACAGGUGAGGAAAAAAUGCAUUGACUAUGGCUGCUUUAGAGAACUUCACCUUGGCUCUGGAAGAUGCUUUUAAGAAGACCUUCAUCAAGUACAUGAACAAUUGGCGCAGAAACGACACAAUUGAAGAAGACAAGUUGCAAGCUAGACUUGACGUUGAAAACCUAGACUAUGUCAUUAUGUAUCUCAUGGUGAUGAUUGGCAUCUUCUCCUUCAUUGUUGUGGCCAUCCUAGUGAGCACCGUGAAAUCAAAGAGGCAAGAGCACUCCAACGAUCCAUAUCACCAAUACAUCGUUGACGACUGGGGUGAAAAGAUCAAAAUUCCCAUUCCACUUCAAGAUGACCUUAAAGCCACCAUCCAUGAAAAUACUGGGGCAAAAGACAAAGUUUAGCCCCAGAUCUACUUG